AGUUUACAAGACGUCGUAUUGGAAGAAGGCCAGAUACAAACUCGUCUCUUAGCGGAAGUGAAUAUAUACAAGAAAUAUUGGAUGGAAAUUCCGCUCAUUCUCUAGAAAUGUUAAGGAUGAAAAAAGAAGCGUUUUUGGCAUUAUGUGAUAAUUUUAAAGCUAAAGGAUGGUUGCAAGACAGUCGCUAUAUUUCAGUAGAGGAAAAAAUGGGAAUAUUUUUGUUUACUCUCAGUCAAAAUCAUCGAAAUCGUGCCAUGAAACGAAGAUUCAACCAUUCAACUCAAACUGUACAUUUUUAUUUUCACGAGGUUUUAAGGGCAAUGCUGAAGUUCGCAAGAGAAAUGGUGGUACCUACUACUUUUAAUCCAGACUUGGAUCAAGUCACGUAUCAUCAACGACUUCGAAAAAUAUUCAAGGGUGCUGUUGGUGCACUUGAUGGAACUCUUAUCCGCGCUUCUAUACCACCUGCCCAACAAACACCAUAUCGAGGUAGAGGAAGAGGAGAUUGCUAUCAAAAUGUGCUUGCUAUAUGUGAUUUUGAUAUGAUUUUUACAUUUGUUUGGGCUGGAUGGGAAGGAGUAGCACAUGACUCACGGGUAUUAACUGAAACUAUGCGAGAUCCAAAUAAUAAUUUUCCUUUUCCUCCCCCUGAUAAAUAUUAUUUAUGUGAUGCUGCAUAUCCAAAUACUAGAGGAUUUAUGGCUCCUCAUCGCAACACGCGAUAUUGGUUAUCGGAUUUUCGAAAUGAUCGUCGUGCAAGAACAAGAGAAGAAAAGUUUAAUCAUGCUCAUGCUAAAUUAAGAAAUGUCAUUGAGCGAUCUUUUGGAGUUUUAAAAGCAAGAUUUCCUAUUUUGAAGAUAAUGCCACCGUAUCCAUUUAAUGUGCAAAGAAACAUUGUUAUUGCUUGUGUUGCUGUGCAUAACUAUCUUCGCGGGAUGAAAGUUAUGGAUGACUUUUUUGAGCAAUUUGACAGAGCCGAGGUGAUCUUUCAACAACCUCAUAGAAACUUUGCGCAAGAAGGCACACAAACUUUCCGACGAUCCGAGGAGCAGAUUUGCUCCUCGGAAUCUGGUCCUCCUUCCGAGAAGCUAUUGUUCCUUGGAAGAGGAGGAGCAGUUGCUCCACCACCGUCGGAAAAAAAUUAA
Messenger RNA from Mercurialis annua (annual mercury), 1145 nucleotides. RefSeq lists its product as uncharacterized. The coding region runs from base 108 to 1145 and encodes 345 amino acids. The record is from RefSeq and is a predicted model, not a curated record. Lineage: Eukaryota; Viridiplantae; Streptophyta; Magnoliopsida; Malpighiales; Euphorbiaceae. The transcript is spliced from 3 exons.